GCUUGACGGCGCGAGGUGGCUCAGCCGCAAGAUGGCGGCGCUGGCGGAGGAGCAGACGGAGGUGGCGGUCAAGUUAGAGCCAGAGGGACCGCCGACGCUGCUACCUCCGCAGGCGGGGGACGGCGCUGGCGAGGGUGGCGGCGGCACUACCAACAACGGCCCCAACGGCGGCGGCGGGAACGUUGCGACGGCGUCGUCGUCGGCCGGCGGGGAUGGUGGGACCCCCAAGCCCUCGGCGGCUGUCUCCGCCGUUGCUCCGGCGGGGGCGGCCCCGGUGCCCGCCGCUGCUCCGGAGGCCGGCGUUCCCCACGACCGACAGACUCUGCUGGCCGUGCUGCAGUUCCUGCGGCAGAGCAACCUCCGCGAGGCCGAAGAGGCGCUGCGCCGUGAGGCCCGGCUGCUGGAGGAGGCAGUGGCGGGCACCGGAGCCCCGGGAGAGGCGGACGGCGCCGGUACAGAGGCGGCUAGCGCGCUUCUCAGCCGGGUCACAGCCUCGGCCCCCGGCCCCGCGGCCCCUGACCCUCCGGGCACCGGCGCUUCGGGGGCCGCCGCCGUCUCGGGCUUAGCGACAGGUCCUGCGGCUCCGGGGAAAGUUGGAAGUGUAGCUGUAGAAGACCAGCCGGAUGUCAGUGCUGUGCUGUCAGCCUACAACCAACAAGGGGACCCCACAAUGUAUGAAGAAUACUAUAGUGGACUGAAACACUUCAUUGAAUGUUCCUUGGACUGCCAUCGGGCAGAGUUAUCCCAACUGUUUUAUCCUCUGUUUGUACACAUGUACUUGGAACUAGUCUACAAUCAACAUGAGAAUGAAGCAAAAUCAUUUUUUGAGAAGUUCCAUGGAGAUCAGGAAUGUUAUUACCAGGAUGACCUACGAGUAUUAUCUAGUCUUACCAAAAAGGAACACAUGAAAGGGAAUGAGACCAUGUUGGAUUUUCGAACAAGUAAAUUUGUUCUGCGUAUUUCCCGUGACUCGUACCAACUCUUGAAGAGGCAUCUUCAGGAGAAACAGAACAAUCAGAUAUGGAACAUAGUUCAGGAGCACCUCUACAUUGACAUCUUUGAUGGGAUGCCGCGUAGUAAGCAACAGAUAGAUGCGAUGGUGGGAAGUUUGGCAGGAGAGGCUAAACGAGAGGCAAACAAAUCAAAGGUAUUUUUUGGUUUAUUAAAAGAGCCAGAAAUUGAGGUGCCUUUGGAUGAUGAAGAUGAAGAAGGAGAAAAUGAAGAAGGAAAACCUAAAAAGAAGAAGCCUAAAAAAGAUAGCAUUGGAUCCAAAAGCAAAAAACAAGAUCCCAAUGCUCCACCUCAAAACAGAAUCCCUCUUCCAGAGUUGAAAGAUUCAGAUAAGUUGGAUAAGAUAAUGAAUAUGAAAGAAACCACCAAACGAGUACGCCUUGGGCCAGACUGUUUACCCUCCAUUUGUUUCUAUACAUUCCUCAAUGCUUACCAGGGCCUCACUGCAGUGGAUGUCACUGAUGAUUCUAGUUUGAUUGCUGGAGGUUUUGCAGAUUCAACUGUUAGAGUGUGGUCUGUGACACCCAAAAAGCUUCGUAGUGUUAAACAAGCAGCAGAUCUUAGCCUCAUAGACAAAGAAUCAGAUGAUGUCUUAGAAAGAAUAAUGGAUGAGAAAACCGCAAGUGAGUUGAAGAUUUUGUAUGGUCACAGCGGGCCUGUCUAUGGAGCCAGCUUCAGUCCGGAUAGGUAACAUUCAAUGAAAAAUUAAAUACUGCUGCAUUAUAUUGAGAUUAUAUGUAAGUUAAUUACUGGAAACAUAUUGGGAAAAAUUCUGUUAGAAAAAUCUCAUGGAUGCCUCUUAUGCAUUAUCUUUUAGAAUCUUGCCAUUUGCUAAUUCAUCUUGGGGUACUGGUGUAUAAGAUAGCAACUUAAUAUAUACCCAAAUUUAUAGAAUCAAGAUGCACAGCUUCAGGAUUUGUUGGUUUUAAAAAUUAGCUUUAGUUUUUGUAUAACCCUGAUAGGGGCCAAAUUGCUUCUUUGGGUUCCUGCCUUGGGCUUGGGGCUACUGCUGUAUUCCAUCAUCUCCAAAUUCAGACAGAUUCCUGAUAUUAAAGGCAUGUUAGCUGUCAACUGAAGAUUUUGUGUAAUCAAAAGAAUUAAGAGGAUACUGAAAAGGGAAUUUGAAACCCACAAGUAGGUAUUUGCUUAUUUUUCGUGAUCUCUGACAUUCUGUAGAAAUUGGAGGGAAUUUUAUAUUCAUAAUAACCAUUUGUAUCUUAUGUGGAUAAUAGCUUUCAGUCCAUCAACAUUUUCAUCUUUAUGAAAUCUUGAGAGUGAAACUUUAAUAAGGUUUAGCCAGAUGAUGCAUUUUUACUUGAGGGAAACCUCUAAUUUCAAUGAAAACCGUAAUAGUUUGAGUGGUUCAGCUUUUGUGUUUAUCCCUGAAAAAGGUAAAAUAUUACCUACAUGU
Messenger RNA from Leptonychotes weddellii (Weddell seal), 2422 nucleotides. Lineage: Eukaryota; Metazoa; Chordata; Mammalia; Carnivora; Phocidae. The record is from RefSeq and is a predicted model, not a curated record.